Molecule: messenger RNA, 666 nt
Organism: Dermacentor silvarum
Lineage: Eukaryota; Metazoa; Arthropoda; Arachnida; Ixodida; Ixodidae
Exons: 5
Coding region: 28-609 (193 amino acids)
Biological process (GO): symbiont-mediated perturbation of host defenses
Molecular function (GO): amine binding
Source: RefSeq, a predicted model, not a curated record
CGCCAGCCGAGCGAAGCAGCUAAAGCAAUGCGCGUUUUCAGUGGAAGCAUGCGGUCACUGUUCUGUUUCCUCUUAGUGAUACUUUCAGCAUUAUUCCUAGAAGUGCCUCUCGCUUCAGGCAAAGCGAAACACCAACUGAAACACGAUGUCACGGAUUCAUUUAAGAUGUUUGAGGCCUUCCCUUACACCAUUGCCGCGUUUGACGUGGAUAACGAUGGAGACCUGGACUGUGCGAUGAUGGUGCGGCUUGAUCUUGAUCAGGACAGGAAGACUACUAGCUAUAUGAUGCUGCUGCCGUCUGUGAACGGACACCCAGCAGAGAACCACACCUACUAUGCAAAGGAAGGAUUAACACCUGACAUGCUUUUCUUCACGAAGGAUGACGGUGCCGAUGGUGAGCAAACAGUGAAUUUCAUAUAUACCAACUACAAGAAUUGCAUCGUAGUGGACUUCCCGUUCAACAUGAGACAAAGCUGCGGUCUAUGGGUCACCAAAGAUGCAUUGAUCAGUCUGCCGCAGGAAUGCUUUGACCAGUUUGAGGACAACUGCGACACGGCGGUAGCGGUUUUCGAUGAGGAAACGUGCAACGGCGUGUUGGAGAACAUCUAACGAACUUCUCACGCAUGUGCAUUUUCUGGAGCGUUUGGUCAUUUGUAAUGAAUAAUA